UUUUCCAGGACGCGUGGGAACCCUGAUUUGGCCUAAAGUCACCUGAAAACAGGCAGGAGCUGGGAUUGGGCUGAGGAAAACUUCUGGAUGCAACUGUGAAGAGGAGGAAAAGCCAAAAGAGGAGAAGAGAAAGUGAUACAGCAGAGACAGGAGCAGCAGGAGUUGGACAGAGGGGAUAGGAGGAAGGAAAAGUCUGAGUGUUGAUGGACAACUGAACAAGAGGCAGAAAAGAAGAGAAACAAAGGGAACACUCACCUGACCCACCUCUCUGCUCCCCAGGUGGAGCAACCUCCCUCUCCCCCUCCCCUUCCUCCCCCCUAUAAUGGGCCGCCUGCUGGCCCUGACCCUCGCCUACCUGGCCUACCACCUGUUGGCCACCGCAAUUGCCUCAGAGCGCCAGCAGCACCGUGUGCAGCACGGCCCCUGCAGCUACACCUUCAUCCUCCCUGAGGUGGAACACUGCAAUCCUUUGCAGAACUUUCAGGUUACUAACACUCUCCAGAGGGACUCCCCACCUGAGGCUGAUCAAAACACAAGCCAACCCAAGCCGGGGAAGGCCCAGAAGGAGAGGCCUUCCUGGCAGGAGAGGAAGUUGGAAAAUCUGGAGAAUGCCAUGGAGAAUAACACCCAGUGGCUGCAGAAGCUGGAGAACUUCAUCCAGGAGAAUGUGCGCUCUGGGAUGGAGGAAAUAAAGAGAACUGCGGUACAUACCCAGACAGCUGCCAUGCUAGAGAUGGGAACCAACCUCCUCAGCCAAUCAGCCGAGCAGACCCGCAAACUGACAGACGUUGAGACCCAGGUGCUAAAUCAGACGAGUCGCCUGGAGAUUCAGCUACUUGAGUACUCGCUCUUCACUAACAGGCUGGAGAAACAUAUUCUACUACAGACUCAGGAGAUCUCACGGCUCAGUGACAAAAACGGUUUCCUGGAACAGAGGCUCUUAGCGCUGGAGGCUCGGUAUGGGAGGGAGCUGCAGGGCUUACAGAGCGAAAAGCAGCAGCUUCAAGAGCUUCUGGAGAGGCAGAGUCGACUGGUCAGUCAGCUGCAGGGUGAACUGUUCAGUUCUACGCUCAACAGCACCCUGCUACAGAGUCAGCAGGCUGCUCUCACAGACACUGUUCAGCAGCUGCUGGCUAUGGUCAACCACUGCAACGAAAUUUCCAAUUUACCAAAAGGGGAGCCGCUUACUUUCAGAGACUGCACUGACAUCCUGCGAUCUGGAGUGACGGAGAGUGGAAUAUACAGUAUACGCCUUGCUAACUCCACACAGACUGUCAAGGUGUUCUGUGACAUGAAGACUAGAGGUGGCGGGUGGACAGUACUGCAGCAUCGAAGGAAUGGCUCAGUUGACUUCCAUCGUGGUUGGAGGGACUACAAAGUGGGCUUUGGAGAUCCAUCUGGGGAGCACUGGCUGGGAAAUGAUAUCAUCCACAAAUUGACCAGCUCCCAAGAAUACAGUCUUCAUGUCCAGCUAAAAGACAGAGAGGGGAACGAGGCAUUCUCACAUUACGACAGCUUCUACAUAGACGGGGAGGAAAACAACUACAGCCUUCAUGCCGAGGGCUUCAGUGGCACAGCUGGACGCACCAGCAGCCUCACCCACACCGGCACCCAGUUCAGUACCAAGGACAGAGACAACGAUCGCUGCACCUGCAAAUGCGCUCAGCUCGCAUCAGGAGGUUGGUGGUUUGAAGCGUGCGGUCCAUCCAACCUGAAUGGCAUAUAUUACCCCAGUUCAUCCACUGUGGUCCGCUACAAUGGUAUUAAGUGGUACUACUGGAAAGGUCCCAAUCUGAUGUCUACCAUGACAACCAUGAUGGUGCGCCCUGCAAACUUCGGAUGACGAGGCUUGACCAGGAUGUGAAUUUAAGAAAUGAAUGUAACGCCUGAAAAAUAUAAUGAACAUAUCCAGAAAGUCCUAUAUUUUGGGAGGAAGUUCAUCAUCAGACUGUUGGUGGUUACAGCUUUUGGACAUCUUAAAAGAGUGCAGCAGAAAUUGUCUGGAGACGUAUGCAGACUCUCAGCAAAAUGACAUGGUUUUGGUGUAUUCCUGAGCAUCUUUUCAAAAAGUACACAGAUUUAAUUUUUAAAAAUAAUUGUGCAGCUAUGACGAAUGAGAGAGGGAGUAAGCUUUGCUACAGAUGACCAAAACACAACCAAACAUGUUAUCAGUUACUCGACCAAAAAUACAAAUUCAAUUGAUAAACAGACACUUCGCCUAUUUUUAUAUUAAAGAGUGAAAAUGUAUGUUCUGUUAUAUCAUGUUGUGUGUGUAAAAUAUUAUUUACUAUGAAGUCAAAUUGCUAUGUGCUUUAUUUACCAGCCCCCACAGGAUGUCAGGAUGUUGCCAAUUAACACACAUUCAAACAAUCCCUGAGCAAUCUGCAUGGCUGUACAAUUUUGUACAACCACCACAGCUUUUUAGCCACUGUAACCCAUCACCCUUGUUUGUUAAAUAUGCCACAAAACUUCCUUCCACAUUGAUAAAAAUAACCCCUUAAAUACCAAGUAUUGAUGCUACAUACCAGACGUUUACUUUAUUUAUACUGUGAAGCACACAGCUACCACCUUCCAAUCGCCUCUCUUCAAGGUGCUUUCCAAUUCUUCUAGCCUUAAACCAGAGCACUUUUUACAGACUUUGCACUGUAAAUCAUUCACAAUGAAUCAAUACUCAACGUCUUCUUGUGGUUCUUUUUCCACUUCGUAGCUUUAAAAACUGCAAGCUGUCCAAUGCCUUGGGUUAACUCUAAGGCUUUGUUUCUAACCCCCAACCAGCCAGAGGGCUCUGUGUGGGUCACCAGUGAUCUCAAAGAGGAAUUGUAGGGUAUGAUCGUAAUCCCUCCGUGUCUUAGUUUUCCUUAUAUGCUAAUGCAGCCAGCAAAAUAACAAGAAGAACAGCAUUAAGGCCUGCAUACACCAAGGCUGUUUUUUGUUUGCGAUGGCGCCGCCUAUUUUCUAUACAAAACCAGUUAAGCAGGGAUUACAGCACCCCAAGAUGAAAGUAGCUAAAUCUUUGGAAUAUCACCACCCUGGUCAAUAACAACUCAAUCACCAUCCAAUCAAAUUCAAGAAGGGGCAGGACUUCUGAUUUCAACUUUGUCAUCAACAAUGGUGGAUGUCCGUAAGAGGAUCUAAACACACUUGUUUUUCAGAGGGAACAAUUUCCAGAACCAUGUCCAGAGCUGCUGCUAAUACUGCAACAUGUUUUCUAUCAAUUGUUUCACGUUUUAUUUGUAAAAUGACAUUGAAUAAAAGUAAAAAUGAAGCAUA
Notolabrus celidotus (New Zealand spotty) is the source of this 3270-nucleotide messenger RNA. It is a transcript of the gene angpt2b, whose product is annotated as angiopoietin 2b. NCBI's taxonomy places the organism in Eukaryota, Metazoa, Chordata, Actinopteri, Labriformes, Labridae. Gene Ontology annotation, biological process: Tie signaling pathway. Bases 323 to 1843 code for a protein of 506 amino acids. The transcript has 10 exons. Gene Ontology annotation, molecular function: receptor tyrosine kinase binding. The record is from RefSeq and is a predicted model, not a curated record.